Molecule: messenger RNA, 1781 nt
Organism: Dromaius novaehollandiae (emu)
Lineage: Eukaryota; Metazoa; Chordata; Aves; Casuariiformes; Dromaiidae
Gene: FNDC9
Product: fibronectin type III domain containing 9
Exons: 2
Coding region: 117-989 (290 amino acids)
Molecular function (GO): protein binding
Source: RefSeq, a predicted model, not a curated record
AAAAAUCCCCAAACAAGCCAAAACUCAAAACUAUCUUGCUUGUUUUUUCAGCCUCAAAGACACGCACUUCUCCCAGGCACAAGCUUUUCGGGAUAACGUUCCCAAAUCACUCAAAGAUGCUUGCAUGCUGUUUCCUCCUGGUUGCUAUGGUGAUCGAUGACGGAGCCCAGGACGGGUAUAAUACGAGGCAGCGCGCUGGGAAGGGAUUGAGCAGAGACAGGAGGGACCCGAGCGGUGGCAGGAAGGGAAGGCGCUGCCCGCCCGCAGUCACGCUGCUCACGGCACACCGCCGGCCACGGCAGACCUGGGAGGGAAGGGCCACGAUGAACAUUGAAGUCCACAACAUCACUUACACCAGUGCCACAGUCUCCUGGGCCACAAACAACCCCUGUCCGGAGAACUACUACCAUGUCAUGUACCGACCCAACUGGAACAGCGUCUUCGCCGGCUAUUUACGCCAGAACUUCCACCGUGAGGAGAGAGUUCCCCACUCCCUCAGCUCCCUCAUCCUCCACAGACUCACGCCAUCCACUGUCUACAUCCUCUGCAUCACGUGCAAGAACUCUUACCCCUCCGGCAAUCACUGCACCACCUUCCACACUCCAGAUAAAACCCCACCAGGUUUCAGUGGCUCUAAGCAUGAACCUACCACCUCCAUGUGGAUGGUGAGCAGCUUGUUGCUUCUCUGCUUUACAGCUAUCUUGGUCUACGGCUGCCUGCAGUUCUGGUCUGCACGGUGCCACAGGGCUUCAAGGCUGAAGCAGUAUGACACCAACUCAGAAGGAGAUGUGGGCGAACAGAGCAGCUCCCUGGAGGGGCCUCUGAAUGAUGGCUUGAAAGAGGAGCUUCUGGAAGUCCCCAUGACAACCGUUCUAGUGAGGAGUUCCAGCUUCAUGAGGGAGAGUCCGUAUAGUUCCCCCCACUGCUUUUUUCCCUAUAAAAACAGUGAUGAUAAAAGGGCCAUCUUGCCGCAGCACAGCCUUCAGUGACAGCCAGAUAAAGGGACCCCUUGCUUAGCAGUUUGGUUCGUGCUGCUCUUUCCCAGCUCUUGCCAACGUGACCGUCUGUGUGUCCACGGGGGCUAUUUGUCCCAGGAUAGAACAUGAGUUGGAGACAUUAGCCACAAGGAGAAAGAUUUUUGUCAAAUGACAAAAAUAUUCUCAUUUACUGAGGGAAUUUUAAAAAAAUAUCCAAGUCAAGUCUUUGAGAAUGGACAGGCUAGGCAGACUCUACUGGCAUUAUCUAAUCUGUAUCACUGCUGUAGAUUCACUUCAGAGUCAUCAAGCUACAUCCACAAGAAACAAACGCCUCUCAAGUAGUUUCAUACUUGAGUGACACUUCACUGGUAUGCCCAAGACCUCAUAACCCUUGUAUAAACCUUCAUCAUAGACUUACAAAAGAGCUUUUUGUCAGUAUUAAGUAGACUAUAUUUGCACACAAAUAGUUUAGCAGUUCUCAGUUUGAACUACAAAUGGGAUUCUGGAAGUGGCGCCUUACUCUGGGAGAAGCACUACUCUGGUGCUCCAACUCUCUACUCUCUGCACGUUUAGGAAGAUAAGACUUGGUCUCAGCUCCAACAACAAGCACAGAGUGGUGUUAGCUCACCCUGACACUGGUACCUUAAGGAGAAGAAUAUGGAAAAGCAAAACCACACUAAAGCUGCUUGUUGCAUGGCUUUUUGUUUCACACAGCACUGUGACCCCCUGCAUUUGAGUAAACUGUUCAGUUAAUGAAGCAGUUCCUGUGUUUCCUUCUUCCUAAAUAAAUGCUUCCAACAUCCA